Carica papaya (papaya) is the source of this 725-nucleotide messenger RNA. It is a transcript of the gene BS14A, whose product is annotated as BET1P/SFT1P-like protein 14A. Lineage: Eukaryota; Viridiplantae; Streptophyta; Magnoliopsida; Brassicales; Caricaceae. The record is from RefSeq and is a predicted model, not a curated record.
GGCCCAUAUUAGGGGACGUAUAUAAACAAGUGGCUCAGUGAAACUUCUGGAAUCUCCUUCUCUGUCUGCUAUUAUCGAAGGAAAAUUUUCAGCUUCCCUCUCCGGUGAAUAUUUGUAGGGUUUCGAGAAGCUGAUAUUAGUACUCAAAGAGGCCUGUAUCAUCUUUAAGCCAUGAAUUCCAGAAGGGAUACGCGUAACAGCAGAGUUGCUCUUUUUGAUGGAAUUGAGGAGGGUGGUAUUAGGGCUGCAUCUUCUUACUCUCAUGAAAUUGAUGAGCAUGAUAACGAACGAGCAAUGGAAGGACUGCAAGAUAGAGUCAAUCUGCUAAAGAGACUGUCAGGUGACGUACAUGAGGAAGUGGAGACCCAUAACCGCAUGCUUGACCGAAUGGGCAAUGAUAUGGAUUCAUCAAGGGGAAUUCUCUCGGGGACUAUGGACAAAUUCAAAAUGGUGUUCGAGACCAAAUCAAGCAGGAGAAUGUUUACACUUGUGGCAUCAUUUGUUGUCAUUUUCCUAAUAGUAUACUAUCUCACUAGGUGAUAAAAGAUAAAUACAUGGUUGCCAGCUUUAUGUUAGAACUGGUAAGGGUGAAGAGUUUUUUCUUUGUUUUUUCCUUGUUUUUACUGUAAACAAUGUUGGUUCUUGUCUUUGCAUGUUUUUGUAUAGAGAUUUUUCUUUCAGACAGUUGAAUCUAAGAAUGUGCCUCUUUGUAUUGGUCGACUUUA